ACCAAAUGACAAUAUUAUAAAAACACGUGUGGUUAGGCAUGUUUACAAAUGUUUUUGGUUUGGUGUACUAAAAAUGAAGAUUAAAGUGUUAAGCCGUGAUCCCAAUCAAUAUAUAAGGGAAACCAAAUCCGAAACUCAUAAACUUAAGAGAAACUUUGACCCAAAGUUGCACCAGUUUGAAGCAGCCAGAGAAUAUGUACGUGCUUUAAAUGCAACGAAAUUAGACAAGGUAUUUGCUAAACCUUUCAUUGGUAACCUCGAUGGACACAGAGACUCCAUAUCUUGCAUAAGCAAGCACCCAACAAGUCUAUCUUUACUCCUCAGUGGUGCUUAUAAUGGAGAGCUCAGAGUAUGGGAUAUUCCUCAGAAGAAAUGCAUCAGGGAGAUUCAAGCACACGAUGGUGUCCUCCGUGGUAUUAGCUACACAAAUGAUGGCCAACAUUUCUUUUCCAUUGGUGAUGACAAAAAUAUUAAGAUGUGGAGCUCUCAAGCCCCAUUAAGACCAGAAGAUGAAGAACCAGCAAACACUAUAUUAAGUAAAAGCAUUAUCAGUGGAAUUUCCCAUCAUUUCACUGAAGACAAAUUUGCCACAUGCGGUGAGGUUUGUCAAUUAUGGGAAGAGUCUAGGAAUUCGUCUAUAAAAACUUAUGAGUGGGGUGUCGAUACCCUUCAUGAUGUAGCUUUUAAUCCUGUACAGAGCAACUUGUUGGGUGCUUGUGCCGCAGACAGAAGUAUUAUUCUGUAUGAUAUUAGGGAAACUAAGCCUUUGAGAAAGUUAGUGAUGGCUUUGAAAUCGAAUAAGAUUUGUUGGAAUCCUAUGGAAGCUUUCAACUUCACAGUAGCCAGUGAGGAUUUUAACCUGUAUACCUUUGACACAAGGAAUUUGAAAUGCCCAGUGACCAUGCAUGUAGAUCACGUAUCAGCUGUGAUGUCCUUGGACUAUGCGCCAACAGGAAAGGAAUUUGUCACAGGAAGCUACGACAAAACAAUUAGGAUAUUUGAAGUAGACAAAGUGCAUUCGAGAGAGGUGUACCAUACCAAGAGAAUGCAGAGGUUGACUUCAGUCCAAUGGACUUUGGAUAACAAAUACAUUCUGUCAGCUUCUGAUGAGAUGAAUAUUAGGAUCUGGAAGGCAAGGGCUUCUGAGAAAUUGGGACCGUUGAAACAGCGCGAGAAAGCUGCUUUGAAUUACUCGGAGGCUUUAAAGGAUAAGUACGCGGCUCAUCCGAAGAUCAAGAAGAUCGCUCAAAGAAGGCACGUUCCGAAACACGUCUAUAAUGCACAGAUGGAGAUGAAGACAAUUAGGAAGGCGCAUCGCAGGAAGGAUGCUAACAGGAAACUGCAUUCUAAGCCUGGAUCCACGAAAACCAAGCCAGAAAUAUUGAAGAAGAUUGUGAGGGAGGACGCAUAAUAAAUUAUGUUAUUUGUUUCUGAAUUGUUCUCUUCUA
Molecule: messenger RNA, 1448 nt
Organism: Nicrophorus vespilloides
Lineage: Eukaryota; Metazoa; Arthropoda; Insecta; Coleoptera; Silphidae
Product: DDB1- and CUL4-associated factor 13
Exons: 3
Coding region: 74-1411 (445 amino acids)
Biological process (GO): maturation of SSU-rRNA from tricistronic rRNA transcript (SSU-rRNA, 5.8S rRNA, LSU-rRNA)
Cellular component (GO): small-subunit processome; nucleolus
Molecular function (GO): protein binding
Source: RefSeq, a predicted model, not a curated record